This is a messenger RNA of Nematocida parisii ERTm1, 654 nucleotides long. RefSeq lists its product as uncharacterized. Gene Ontology annotation, biological process: DNA-templated transcription. Gene Ontology annotation, cellular component: RNA polymerase I complex; RNA polymerase III complex; RNA polymerase II, core complex. NCBI's taxonomy places the organism in Eukaryota, Fungi, Microsporidia. The transcript has a single exon. Gene Ontology annotation, molecular function: DNA-directed RNA polymerase activity; DNA binding. Bases 1 to 627 code for a protein of 208 amino acids. The record is from RefSeq and is a predicted model, not a curated record.
AUGUGUGACCAGGAAGAAAUACGCAAGUUAUGGCUGUGCCAGAAAACAAUCUUCCAAAUGAUGAAGUGCCGUGGAUAUACGGUUUCUGAAGCAGAUCUUGAAAUGGAUCUUGAUCUGUUUAAAACCUCGUAUCCUGCGCUUAUAAACACGGGAAGCAAGCAUUCGCUUUCAAUGCUUUUCCAGCAUACUACUAUGCCAGAAAAACAGCUUUUUGUCUUUUUCCCAGACAAUGCGUAUUUCAAGGCAAAGGAUAUAAAGCUGUACACCUCUACAUUGGGAAAGCAAAACAUACACAAUGGAAUAAUUGUGUGCAAAGAAACUCUUAAGGCACACAGUCUCAAAGCACUGGAUGAGUCAAGAAAGGAAUAUGACUUAGAGCUAUUCUACAUAAGAGAGCUGCUUUUUAAUAUUACAAAGCACAAGGAUGUGCCCAAGCAUAUUUUACUUACAGAAGAGGAGAAGAAGAAUGUCUUAAAAGAAAGAAAAGUGGGUGAGGCACAGCUUAAGAAGAUAUUAGUAGACGAUCCUGUCAAUAGAUAUUAUGCAGGAAAAAGAGGGCAAGUCUACAGAAUAAUAAGAAAUUCAGAAACUGCCGGUAUUUCAAUAGAGUACAGAAUAGUAGAGUAAAAUAAGAUGUGCGUUAUAUGCAAAGCA